CAUUGGUGGGAUAGUGUCUCUCACCUAUUACAACCUUCAUGAAAUUGAUUUUAAGGAACCUCCUUAUAAAACAUCUGAUGACACACCAAGGUAAGGAUUCUUUUUUUCUUUUUCUAAUGUUAAUCAGUUUCUCAAAAAUUGCUUUUGAGAGUAAAAGGUUCUCAGUAUAAAUAUAGGCUUUAUAUCCAAUCUAAAUCUACCUUUCAAAUGUUUUUAGUUAUGAAAUAAACCUUUUUCUUUAUUUUAUGGUGAAAUGUUUGUCCUAUAAUGUAUGAAACUUUGGUGCAAAACAUCUUUUGAAGAACAUUUAGUAAACUUAAGAUAAUAUUUUUUAAAAAAAAAAUCUGUAUUGUCACUCUGAGAAAAAACAUUAAUUCAAUAAAUGACUGAUACAUGCUGGAAUUGUUCAUAUUCCAUUUUGGGCGAAAAGUUAGGGAAUGAAUUCCAUGAAUAGGUUUCCACGAAAAAAAGCAUUCUUUUUAUUUCUUGUAGCAGAUAUUUUUUUUGCAAAUCGUGCAAAUAAUGUAAACAAUCAAUUUUGAACAGUGUACAAAUUAUUGAGUAUUUUAGAAAACCUAUUACUCUCCUACCUUCAUCAGAGAAAGAAAUGUUUGUUAUCUCAUAUAGAAAGGAUUCUUAUGAGAAUUUUCCAACUUCCCUUUUUCAACUGGGGUGUUUAAAUCAUUUGCAGUAUAAUAAGCAAAUUCUACCAGCACAUCCUUGUCUUGGCCUUUGCUGUGAAGGAGAUCAAUGAGGACUUCCAGAUCUUACCUAAUGUCACUCUUGGGUUCCACAUCUAUGACAGUUACUAUGAUUCAAGGAAGACCUAUCGCAACACCCUGGACCUGCUUUUCAAAUCCCCGAAAUUUAUCCCUAACUACAAAUGUGAUCACCAGAAGACUCUCAUGGCUAUCAUUGGGGGACUGGAUUUUGUCACAUCAUUUUAUAUAGCUGAAAUUACAGGAUUGUUUAAGAUUCCACAAGUAAGUUCUGAAAGGGUUGAGCAGAAAAUUCUUAAUUUUAUGGUUGUUAACAGAAUAAUUAAUGGGAAUCAAACAAGAUAUUCUACAUGGCUUAAGGUCUACUACUUGGCCUUCUUUUCUGAAACUACAAUGCUAGUUACAGGAAGUGAGUAUCAAGGAUCAAUACCUGAGGGAAGAUUUGAAUGGCUUCUUUUAAAACUGUUGAUCUAGUACAUGUCCUUGAAAUAUUUUCAUGCAAUGAGAACAUCCUCAGAAUGACAGAGUUAGAAGGGACCUUGGCAGUUUUCUAGUCCAAGAAAUCUGUUAGUAUAUUCUCAAAAAAAAGGUUGCUAGGGGGAAAACGUUCCUUGGAUAUAUUUUAUACAAAAACAAGAUAGGAAAAUUAAAUUUAAUCUAAAGACUCUAAAGAAUACUACUGGAAUUUCUUUCAGCUGACAUAUGGCUCAUUAGCCCAAGAGGAAAUUCAGACCAGUAAGCUCUCUUCACUAUAUUUCAUGGUCCCGAAAGAGGAUCAUCAAUACAUUGGGAUCAUCCAACUGCUUCACCAUUUCAGGUGGACGUGGAUUGGGAUAUUUUCAGUUGAUAACAACAAUGGAGAAAAUUUCUUAAAGAAAAUGCAGCCCUUACUUUCAAAGAAUGGAAUCUGUUCAGCAUUUAUAGAACAACUUCCUCAACAAGUCCACUUGGAAAGAUUCCCAGAACUUUCUCAAAUGAUCACCAUUAUUUCCAUUAAUAUGAGGAAUAGCAAAGUCAAUGUGUUUCUUGUCUAUGGAGAAGCCUGGAUAAUUAUAUGGCUAAGAUUAAUAACAUUUCUGGUAGAUCCUGAAAGCAAGGAAACGGCAUUAUUAAGAAAGGUGUGGAUCAUGACUGCACAGAUUGAUUUUGUAUUAGCAGGCACUCAAAUCACAUGGGACCUCCAGAUGUUCCAUGGGGCUAUUUCCUUCACUGUUCACUCAACAGCAGUUGCAGGUUUCAAGGAGUUUCUUCAGACCAUAAAUCCUUUUUCAGACUACAGAGAUGGGUUUCGGCAAUAUGUUUGGGAACAAUUAUUUGAUUGUUCAUUUCCAAAAGCAGAGUUACAAGCAAUGGACAAUACUCAGUGCACUGGGGAGAUGAAGCUGGAGGAUCUUCCUGCACCUGUGUUUGAAAUGGAAAUGACUGGCCAGAGCUACAGUGUCUACAAUGCUGUUUAUGCUGUGGCUCAUGCUUUGCAGGCUCUACACAUGUUGGGUUUCAAUUGGAAGAAAACUAUGAUGGGUAAAAAAACUGAUCUUCCAAAUCUGCAGGCCUGGCAGGUAUUCUCUUUGAAUUGGACUCUUAUUUCAGUGAGCAGUUUGAUGUAGAAUUAUGUUUUGAACCCAUUCCGGAAAAGUCUUAAUAUUUUCUGCAUGUAGAAUCAAGUUAAUUAUGAGAAGAACAUAGAAAUAAGAAAGAAUGUCUUGAUAGAACAAUGAAGUAAUGCAAAAACUUGCCUUCAGGAAUCCUGGGUGCUACAUAACUGGAGAUUUUAAGGAAGUGAUAUGAGAGUCAUUUGUCUAAAUUGUUGUAGGGUCUUCUCCUUGAGCAGAGUUGUGUACUAGAAGACCUCCAAGGUCCCUUCCAACUCUCUUGUGUUGUAUAAAACAGAUACAGAAAAAUUGGUUUGUGUUCUUAUUUUGUCAUUCAGGUAUUCUGCUAUUCUGAUCACUCAAAAGCUGCUAUAAAAAAAUCAUGAUUUAGGUAUUAGUAGGAGUUAUUUAAUAAAUUGCCAUAGAUUGCACAAUGAGUAAGUUAAAAUGUGGAUAAUUUACAUUAUUUUUCAUUGUCUAUUCCAAAAAAUAAUCAAUUCUCCAAGAACUUUUUGAGUGGCUCAUGAACUUUUCAUGAGUGACAAGCUCAGCUUUCUGUCUCUAUCAGAGAUUUGGAGGAAUGAAGUGGUGGUCCUUCUUAGAUGUGGCUUGCAUAGUUUGAAACAAUUCUAUGUUUGUAAUCAUUGCUUCUCAUUUAUCUAUCAAAGAAUGCUUAAGUCUCAGAUUCCAAAAUCUGUCUAAAAAAAGUAAUCAGACUCUCAAAUAACUUUGUACCAGUGAGGAAAGAUUAGAUAUGGUUUCUCUUGAAUUAGUUUUUUGUUUUUUGUAAACUUAAUUGGAUAAAGUGACAUCAUUCCAAAAGCUUAUUUUCAUUCUGCUUCUGUUGAUUGUUAUAUUUCCUUAAAUUAAUAUCAAAUAAUUAAUGGAGUGGACAUGUACACUUCCAUGCAAUAUUGAUGAUCAAAUAUCUAAGCAUACAUAUUUAAUAAUAGUUAUUGGAAUAGGAAGAAUGAGCGAAUGAAACUUGAAUAUGUUGUUCUCUUCUCUGUUAUAUUACUUUCAAUUGUCUAUCUCUUCUAUUCUCUUUCAAGUAGCUUCAUUCAUUUCUUCAAGGCAUUUCUUUCAACAACUCAGCUGGGGAGAGAGUGUUCCUGUAUGAGAAAAGAGAAGCAACAGGUGGUUUC
Molecule: messenger RNA, 3456 nt
Organism: Pantherophis guttatus
Lineage: Eukaryota; Metazoa; Chordata; Lepidosauria; Squamata; Colubridae
Source: RefSeq, a predicted model, not a curated record